GGGGAUGUCACAAAGGAUAGGUAGGCGCGGCGGCGGCUCAGGGAGCGAGCGACGGCGGCGCAGGCGGAGGGGGUGGCUCCCCCUCCCUGUCUGUCCCCUUCUCCCGGCGGCGGCUCCUUCAUGAGGGCGCCCAGGGCUGGCGGCAGGUUCCCGUGAGGAGCGGUGGGCGGGGCCUGGCGCUCGUCUCCCGCUGGCCCCCGCGCGGGCCCGGCGGUAGCGGCAGGUGCAACAUUUGAAACAUGAACAGCAAUACGCGUUACCAGUUUUCAAAGCUGGAACACAGUUGUCUGCGACGUUUCCAAAGUAAUCUUUACACAAGGAAUUUGUAAAUCCUUUGUAAUGGCCAACAAGAAAGAACCUCCUUUCUUCAAUGAUGAUAACGUGGGACCGUUUCACUACAAACUUCCUUUUUAUGAAACUAUGGAGCUCUUCAUUGAGACACUUACAGGAACGUGCUUUGAGCUGCGAGUGGCUCCCUUUGAAACAGUGAUUUCUGUGAAAGCUAAAAUUCAAAGAUUAGAAGGUAUUCCUGUCUCUCAGCAGCACUUAAUUUGGAAUAAUGUGGAGUUGGAGGAUGACUAUUGCUUGAAUGAUUAUAAAACUUCACCUUUUUUGUUGACUAUUUGCAGCAUUUCAGAAGGUUGCACUUUGAAGCUGGUACUGGCUAUGCGAGGUGGGCCUAUUAACACUAGAAGAGUUCCUGUGGAAGACCCUAUUAGGGAAAUGGCUGAAUACAUGGACCCCAGUCGAGAUGAGGUCUGGGAGAAGGGGCCAUCCAACAAACAGGUUACCUUCUUGGUGUACCGGGAAGGAGAUCAGUUGAAUUUCUUCCGUGUUGUAGACAGGGGGGAUGGCACUUUAACACCAUUAUCUGAAUCUUUAAGUGGUGGUUCAGUUUAUAACUUAUACACAGAUGACGACGAAGAAACAGAGGCAUCUCCUUCUGGCCAACAGAUUAUUGAGAACUCGAUUACUAUGAAUAAAAUGAAACUGCUCAAGGCAAAGAUGGAGAACAUGAAUCUCAGUAAAAAGCCUAAGAAGACUGUCAAGGUGAAACCUCGUCCACCUAUAGCUCCUCGACCAUCUAGCAGUUCAGCAGCAGCUGCUCGUCACCGUUUUUUAAGAGUACUCCCCCACAUUGGACAGUCCUGCCUACCUCCUCCUGGGAAUUCAUAUCCCUCGGAGUCUUCCCAGAAUGCACUUUCAGCUUUGGCUACUUUGGCCACUGCUGGUAGAACAAUGCCAUCCAUUACUAGUGACUUUCUUAAGGAAGAUGACAACUGGGAGAGCACCUCCCGGUCUCAGUCAGUUAAUAGCAUUCGACUACCACCGAAAAUAUCUCGUGUUGAACUAGAAAAUGCAAAACUACCUACAAAUAACUUCCUUCCCCCUGUCCCAUCGCUGCCUAUAAAUUCAGAAAAAGCUUUAGAAAAUGUGACAUCCACAAAUGAGGACGAUCCUGUCUUGUAUCCACAUCUAACAAACGUAGAACUGUGUGCAACAGAAGACAAGCUUCUACCUGAAACAGAUGCUUUUGCUUUGUUAGCAGAAGCAACCACUGCUGAACAGUAUAGUGAAUUAUAUGGAAUAGGGAAGGUAAACCCAGAGCUUGGACUGUCUGAUGGGGAUGACGAGUCUAAAGCUGUAGAACAGCAUAGCAAACCCAUUACAAAAAUCCUGAGCGCUACAACAAUGGAGGCUGGACUUCUCAACACUCGUGAACUAAGUCCUCAGAAGAACACACUCUUGUCACCUCUUCGGUAUUCAGCCCAAAUGGCACAUCACAGUUCUCUGAAACCACAGACACAACCCAAAUGCUUUGAGGUCGGUAACUUGAGACCUGCUGCCUCCCCAAAUCUGCUCCGAUCUUUGGAGGUCCGCAAUAUAGCAGACUCCUCUUUUCCAAGGACUACAAGAUUUCGUGGUGUGAAGGUAGACUCGCCUGGCAAAAGACCCGAUAUCAUUUCUAAAAUGGAGGCUAGGGACAUCACAGAGGUGGCAAACAAGGCAUCCAAAGAACCUGUGGGUUCUGUAAAUAACUUAGAAUUUCUAGCUUCGCUGGCCCGAAGCACAAGCAGGGAAAGUUUACAGAAUUCCUGCGGGACAGGCAGGUUUCGGACUUCUGGUAUUGCACUCCCUACGAACCUCCAGUGUUUUCAGGAAGAAAGCUUUAGGAAAGCCUCUCCCCCAGAUGAAGCUGCUGAAUACUUCCUAUCUGCCCAUGGGCUUGGAAUGAAUGGAAAUGUUGCAGCUACAGGGAAAAGAAUAGCAGGUGAAGCAACCCAUCUCCCACCUGUGAAUGGUUCAGUGCAAACAAAAAAGAAAACUACAAAGCACUGCUUUCUCUGUGGCAAGAAAACUGGAUUGGCAACCAGCUAUGAAUGCAGGUGUGGAAAUAACUUCUGUGCAACUCAUCGCUAUGCAGAGACUCACACCUGCACCUACGAUUACAAGAGCGCGGGGCGGAGGUACUUGCAGGAGACUAAUCCCAUCGUUAGUGCACCAAAGCUUCCCAAAAUCUAACUAUGGUUGUGCUGCAUGUGGCUGCGCUGCCAUGGCGGAAUUGUAUUACAUUGAGAGAAGCAGCAUUUGCUUCGACUGCAUUUAUUUUGCCCUGCUCCAUAUCUAAAGAUUUGCCAAGUAACAAAAGCACAUGAGGAUGCAUCUGAUUGAAGAAUAAUGUGAACACUACUGUAGCUGACACCUUUAUUCUUUAGUGAAUCAAAAGUUUAAAAAGUAGUUUUUAAAAACUUACACUAUGAUUUUAACUGUUCUUGCACGUCUUGUGUUAAGUGUUUUAUAUCUGAAAAUGCUAUUUCACUAGACAAGUCUUUAAAAGAUGCACUUUACUAAGUUUCAUAUUUACUGUAUAACCAGACUUGAGGGGGUGCUGUAAUGAGGGUGUCAUGUAAUGUCUCUGUACUCUACCUUGUGUUUUGUCCAUUGUGUGGUAUCUUAAGUUAUUUCACUAGGAAGUCUCCCCCUUACUUCGAACCACCUGUCCAGAGCUUCAGAGAGUGUGGUACUUUCUGCACUUCUGUUCCGUUCAGUUUGGCAUUCAUAUACUGUGUAUCCAUUCUGCAAAUAACAUAUCAUGGUAAUCACACUAUUUCUUAAAAUACUACUCUUUAUAUGGCAGUUUUUUUAAAUAGAGAAUUCCCUUUGUUGCCAUUAAAUACAAGGAACAACUUAUUUUAACUUUUUUUGUAAUCCUAGAUUUUUUAAAACUUCACAACUUGGUUUGUUAAGAUGUUGAGUGCUGUUACCAGAAGAAAUUCUAAUAAAUAUUAAAUUUUAUUCUGGUUUGCAUGCGCUUAUCAUAAACUCAUACUAACUUUUAAUAUUUUACAGGGUGCUGGAAGGGAAGGGAGGGUUCUCAGAAGCUUACAGCAUUGCCCUACCUCUGUUCUCAUUGAAAUAAGUGGUAAAACUCCCCUUUACUGGGAAUAGCUAGGCCAAAAUAGAGCGUAUUGAAAGUCUCUCUGUCUUGCAAACAAGCCAGUCAAACCAAGCAAAUCUGGGUGUUACCAAUCUUCAGCAGAUGUUUAACACACCACGCAAUAUUGUUGGCAGCCUUUACCAUCUUAUGCCAACAUCACACUGGGUCAGCUUGGUACUUGUAUGGGAGACCUCCAAGGAACACACAGGUGCUGCAGAAAGUAGUGUUAGAGCAUCACCUACUGAAACCAUUUCUUCUUCUACUCAUUAAGUAUUAAAGCAUCCCAGUCUGGUCGGGGGACAAUGCUACUAGAUGUUGCCUGAUUUAGGAGGUUAAUAAUAUCAAUUUGGAUAGUGUGGGUUUUAGGCUCGCCAGUCUGUCUGAUCAGAAGAUAAAAAGGUUCUUGUCCUGAAUGGGGCUCCACAGAAUUUACAAAGGACAGGAAGCUCAUACUGAGACAGAUACAGCCUUAAAGACUUUUUAUUAAGAUAAAUGAAACAGUAAUUAAAUAGUAAAAUAAUCAGAGUUACAAAGUUACAUUUGUAUUACUGCUAUUCAAAAGAUAUAGAUGGUAUUAUAUGCUACAAAGCUUUGGUGAAUAUACUCAUACCCUUCCUUGAUAACUUGGUGUUGAGAGACACAGGACCAGCCUCGCCUCAGGCCGUUCAGGUUCCUCAAUUCUUCAGUGAGAGGUGCAAAGCUUAGAAGAAGCUAGAGCCAAGAGCUAUUGAAGCUAGCUUAGAGUUUACUAAACUACCUUAAAUUUAAAAUCAAAACCUAAUACACAAAACUAAGAACAAAAGCAUAGGGAAACCAAGCUUAGCCUAGUCCCCAUGGAACUUAGAAAGUUUUAAGAAAAACAAGUACAGGCUCUCUAGCAAGGCCCUCUUUUAUAGGGCACAGGUGUCUGAACCCUCCUCCUAUGCCCAAACUUCAUUUCUCACCCACAAAAAUGUUAGGGUUCACUUACUCCAUAGGCUAGUAUGUUCGUAUGUAUUGAUGACAUGUACAUACAUAUUAAUGACAUUGGAUCAUACACUCACGUUAUUUUUGUUCUCCCGGUUAUUUCGUUUUUUUCCUUGUGGUGUACCUGUUAAGUUUGAGGAUACAGACUUGGAAACCCCCUAUGCCAUUCUACCAUUAUCUAUCUAUCUAGGUGAAAGAUCCCAGGCAUAGAUAUACUAACUUUGCCUUAGCUCAACAUACAGAAUAUGGCCUGUAAGUUCCUUGCAUUACUAUCAAACUUACUUUAAUAUAACUCUCUAAACCUAUUACAAUAAACCAAAUACUUAAACUAUAAGAAAAGAUUAUAUAAAAAUGCAAGCAAGCAGGUUAAUCCCAUAGCUACAUAGAGGAGCCCUAUUAUGAAUAUGUUUUAAAACUCCACUCCCAGCCAUGUUUGGCCAUUACCAUGUCAUGGCACAUCUGAAGACACGGUGUUCGGCAGACAUGCAGCCAAGUUCUGACUUGGAUAACUUGUCCACUCUGUCUUCUUCUAAAUUCCCUCACUGACUAAUUGGCUGUGGUAUCCUUACCUCCUAAAUGGUUGUGUAGUGUUACUGCUGUGAGUGGUAGUUCAAUGGUGACUAAAGCUGAAUCAAGAAAAACGGUGUUCCUGGUAGGAAGAGGGAAGCAGUUGAAGAGCUCGCUUUCUCUGUAACAUUGCCCUUUAUUGAGGGCACCUGCAGCCUCCCGGUCCUUCAGGAUACCUAAAUAGCAAUGGCUAUUUUAAUAAAUUUAAAAAAAAAAAGCCCAAUCUCAUUUAU
Chrysemys picta bellii (western painted turtle) is the source of this 5205-nucleotide messenger RNA. RefSeq names its product AN1-type zinc finger protein 4. The record is from RefSeq and is a predicted model, not a curated record. Gene Ontology annotation, molecular function: protein binding. NCBI's taxonomy places the organism in Eukaryota, Metazoa, Chordata, Testudines, Emydidae.